Messenger RNA from Rotaria sp. Silwood2, 1626 nucleotides. Lineage: Eukaryota; Metazoa; Rotifera; Eurotatoria; Philodinida; Philodinidae. The record is from the annotation of a GenBank genome assembly.
AUGCCACGAAAAAGUGCCAUGCGUGAUAAUGUGAACGUAGUUCGUUCUCAAUUGCCUCAUUUAUCUGAUCUUUCACGUGAAAAGAUUGAACUAGCUUUACUUUAUUAUGAAUUAAAUAUUGACGAAACUGUUGAAGCAUUUAAAAGAAAUGGUGCAUUUGAAGCUCUCGGUGGUUGGACUGAAAUGGGUAAUGGUCGAGGAAAUGCUUCAUCGAAACGAACAAAUAAUAAUACUCGCAAUAGAAAUAAUAAACCAUCAACAUUAUCAACAAAUUCAUCAUUACAAAAUCGUCCAUCCAAUGGAAUUUUACGACCAUCUCAACGUGUAUCAAAUCUAUUUCAAACAUUUGCUGAAGGUGGUAUACCAACAAUAACUACUAACGGAAGUACAACAAUGUCUAAUACAACUGCUUGUUCACCGUCAUCAAUAUCAUCAUCAUCUUUUAUUGAACAAUCUGAUAAUAAUCAUGAUUUAACAAUAACUCAGGAUGUUAUUCAAGAUGAAACAACCGAACAACACAAUUCAACAAAAUCACAACUUCGAAAUCAUAUGCAAAAUCAUGAUGAUCCAAGCUCAUCAACAACACAUAAUCAUGAAUUAUCAGCAAUUAACAAUAGCCAACAAACAACAACAGCAAUAAUUGCUAAUAAUAAAAAACUUCUUACAAAAUCAGUGAAAGAUCUUCAACGACAAACAUCAACAUUAACAAAUGUUGAAAUAUUAUUCAAUAAUGAAAUUAAAUCAUCAAUAAAACGUAUUGAUGAUACAUUUAAACAAAUUCAUGAAAUAAUAAAAGAACGUGAAGUUGAACUUUAUUUAGAAAUGGAUAAAGUUAAAGAACAAGGUUUAAAUAUAAUACAUAAUCGACAAAAACGUGGUAUUGAAUUACGUCAACGUAUUGAUCGUUGUGAUCGUCUUGAACCACUUGAAAUAGAUCAUCUUCGUCAUGAUAUUAAACAAUUUGUCACUGAUCGUCGAUAUGAUCUUGGAGAAGAAUUAACAACAUCACAUCGUUUUGAAUAUGAUCAAACAAUAAUAGAUUUAUUAAAAAAUUUUGGUCAUAUUUUACCAAUUCAAAGAACACGUUCAACAUCAAUAUCAUCUGGAUUUAUGGAAACAAAUAUACCAACAACAGAAAAAUCAAUAAAAGAUGUAACAUCAGAAAAAGUAGAAAUAUCAAAGAUAAAUAAUCGCAUACCAUCAAUAUCAUCUUCAUCAAAUGAAGUUGGUUUUAUUAAUAAUCAAGAAAAACCAUUACCACAACGAAUUACUAAUAAUCAACAAUUGAAUGGUGAAGUUAUCAAUACUUCCGCAAAUGAUUAUGUUACCGGUGAUUAUCAUCAAAAUUUUGAUUCUUCACAAAAAACGAAUGGUUCUUUUCAAUAUUAUGAUGAUACAAAUAAUUUUCAAAAUGUUAAUCGUCGUCGAGCACAACAACAUUCUCAAGGUAAUUUUCAACAUCCACGUCCAAUACUUAAUUAUUAUAAUGGUAAUAAUCGUCGUAAUGGUUCAAAACAAAACAAUAAUCGUGUAGAUUUACCUAAUAACAGUAAACCAACAAAUACUUAUCGUCGUCCACGACCUCCACCUCAACCUUCUCAAUCCAUUGUUCAAGUACAAACUUAA